Panicum hallii is the source of this 1024-nucleotide messenger RNA. RefSeq lists its product as uncharacterized. The record is from RefSeq and is a predicted model, not a curated record. The transcript is spliced from 5 exons. The coding region runs from base 72 to 677 and encodes 201 amino acids. NCBI's taxonomy places the organism in Eukaryota, Viridiplantae, Streptophyta, Magnoliopsida, Poales, Poaceae.
UUUUCCCAUUAGACCGCUAAUUUCGUCACGGAGGCAGGAGAGGAGGGAGGGGGGGCAAGGCCAAAAGAGAGAUGGGGGAGGCAUCGCCGGAGUCCGGCGUCGCGGCGGCCGGAGGCGCCGCUGGUCCCGUGCCGCCGCGGAAGGGAAAGUCAUGCAAGGGCUGCCUCUACUAUUCGUCGGUGCUCAAGUCCCGCGGCUACAAUCCCAUCUGCGUCGGGAUCCCCCGCUCCAUCUCCCAAGUUCCGAACUACGUGGUGGAUGAGCCUAAGGAGGAGGCGAUGUCGCAUGGGCAUGAUCUGAGGCAGUUCAGGUACGGGUGCGCAGGUUACUCCAUGUACGUGGACAACAGGGACAGCCAAGGUGGCGAGAGCGAGGGCAAGACGUUGUUGCCGUAUUGCCGGGGGCUCGAGCUAUUGGCAGACAGCAGAUUGGUCGAGAAAAAACCGUCUACUGCUGAACAAGCUCCAGCACAUGUUUCAAAUGAUGCUACAGCCCGCUCUCACCAGCAGGGACAACAGAGACCCGCGCACUUGGCGAGACAGGAAUUCUUGGGGAGGUUUAAGAGGAGCGCCGGACUGGUGGCCUCAGGUGUUGCCAAGAACCUAAACAAAACGGCCAAUUAUAUCAAGGAAAAUGUCCAGGACAUAGUGUACCCUGAUCGCCGCCCACCGAAAUAGCAGCUGUGCCAAGGGUUCAUCUAUGCUCAGGUUGAGAGCUGGAGAAAAUGUUUCAUGAUGGAAACAUUACCAAAGGCCUACCUGACGGUUCAUAGUUUUACCGUCUCAGCAAGAAGCAGGUCCAGCUUCAUUGCUGAAAGAAAAUGGUGACUUUCUGGGAUACCAAAUUUCUGCUGAACUUGCAUGACUUUGUAAUUUACGGCUACAUACAAGUCCAAUGGUGUACGUUCAAAUAAUAUGCUGCUUGGUUGAAGUGAAAAUCUAAUUUUGGUUGCUGUACUGAUGAAUAAUUCCAGCCGGUCACAGUGGAACUCAAUGGGGCAAAAAGUUUCUGUUCCAUUCUUCUA